Trichomycterus rosablanca is the source of this 2285-nucleotide messenger RNA. RefSeq names its product retinoid x receptor, alpha b (gene rxrab). The record is from RefSeq and is a predicted model, not a curated record. Gene Ontology annotation, biological process: retinoic acid receptor signaling pathway; cell differentiation; response to retinoic acid. Lineage: Eukaryota; Metazoa; Chordata; Actinopteri; Siluriformes; Trichomycteridae. Bases 178 to 1680 code for a protein of 500 amino acids. Gene Ontology annotation, molecular function: zinc ion binding; nuclear receptor activity; nuclear steroid receptor activity. Gene Ontology annotation, cellular component: nucleus. The transcript is spliced from 11 exons.
UGCUGCUGAGCCAGAGCUGGGGAUUAAGUGCGGGAUCUGCGGAUCGAUCAAACCGGUAACAGAAGCUCAGUAACCGGUAACAGAAGCUCUCUAUACCGCUGGAUCUGUACUGUCAACUCGAUCUAACAGCAGGACUACAGUACUGUCCUCUGUCUACUGCAGCUGGCAUGAGCUAACAUGGAAACCAAACCUUUUUUAUCACUCGGGUUCCUGAAAAGCCCGUGCUCACUGGCCUCGCAAUGUGUGCAGGGCCGGCCAGGCAAUGCCGGCAGCUCGCCCACUGCCUGUUCCUGCUUCACGGGCAUGUGCCCGCUACACCAGCGCAGGAUAUCUACAGGUCAGCUGUCUUCAUCUCCUCUUAACUCCCCGACAGGUCAACGUACCAUUGGCUCUCACCCGCUUCACCCAUCUCUGCUCACCCCAUCCUCGAUGAGCGCCACGCCAGGUCAGCUCCACUCACCCAUCAACGGCCUAGCAUCACCCUUCCCUGUUAUCAGCUCGCCCAUGGGCCAUCCAUCCAUCACAGGACCUUCCUCCACCAGCAUGGCCUUUGGACCCAGUCUCAGUCCACAACUUAGCUCACCCAUGACAUCAGUCAGCAGUCCAGAAGACAUUAAGCCUCCUCUGGGUCUGAACGGAGUCAUGAAGGUUCCAGCUCAACCGACCGGCACCAUGCUGUCCCUCACCAAACACAUCUGUGCCAUCUGCGGAGAUCGCUCCUCAGGCAAACACUAUGGUGUGUACAGCUGUGAGGGAUGCAAAGGCUUUUUCAAGCGCACAGUAAGGAAAGACCUGACCUACACCUGCCGAGAAAACAAGGGCUGUCCCAUCGACAAGCGUCAGCGCAACCGCUGCCAGUAUUGCCGUUACCAGAAGUGUCUGGCCAUGGGCAUGAAGAGAGAAGCUGUUCAGGAGGAGCGUCAGAGGGCGAAAGAAAAAUGUGAAGCAGAAAUGGAGCUGGCAGGCUCUACUGAAGACAUGCCAGUGGAGAAAAUUCUGGAAGCCGAGCUGGCAGUCGAACCCAAAACUGAAACCUACGUGGAGGGCACUGCUGGGACGCCCACCAACUCGCCCAACGACCCCGUCACAAACAUCUGCCAAGCUGCGGAUAAACAGCUUUUUACAUUAGUGGAGUGGGCCAAAAGGAUACCACACUUCUCCAACUUGCCUUUAGACAACCAAGUCAUCCUCCUACGAGCAGGGUGGAACGAAUUACUUAUUGCUUCUUUCUCACACCGUUCAAUAAGUGUGAAAGAUGGCAUAUUGUUAGCAACUGGCCUCCAUGUGCAUAGAAACAGUGCACAUAGUGCUGGAGUGGGUGCCAUUUUUGAUAGAGUGCUGACGGAGUUGGUGUCGAAGAUGCGGGACAUGCAGAUGGACAAGUCUGAGCUUGGAUGCCUGAGAGCAAUUGUUCUCUUCAAUCCAGAUUCUAAGGGCUUGUCAAACCCAGCAGAGGUGGAGGCACUCAGGGAGAAAGUGUACGCUUCACUGGAGGCGUACUGUAAACAGAAAUACCCAGAUCAGCCUGGGAGAUUUGCUAAAUUGCUCCUUCGACUGCCUGCUUUGCGCUCCAUCGGUCUGAAGUGUCUAGAACACCUCUUUUUCUUCAAACUCAUCGGAGACACACCUAUCGACACUUUCCUAAUGGAAAUGCUAGAGGCGCCACAUCAAAUGACAUAACGGAGCCGUGUCUCCUUUUGCCUAUUACAACGUUGCUCAGAAACAACCGUGUGCAGUCUUUUGCACACAUCACCUCCAAAGACUGACGCGAUGCAUCUCAGCGCCACCUGCUUUAUUUCUGAUAAACUUCAUACCGAGAGACACAUGAACUACGAGCUCUGCUUCAGUGCUUUAUCUCUGAAAUUUGUAAAUCAUCUAAUUACAAAGACUGUUCAGUGUGGAUUCAUGUCUAAGGAAGAUGGAUUAAGUGUCAAUGCUGGUUGUUUGGGAGAAAAGGUCCUAUGGAUUUUAUAUGAGAACUCCUGUGAUUUUCUCAUUCUGGCCUACCUCUCCAUUCCACCCCUCUCACAAGGCUUUUGGUCAAACAGUUUCAUCGCUGUAAACGUUAAUGUAUAAGUGUACAAGGAUGCAACAUUCAAGAAAACAUGCAAUACCUCAACUCAGCUCAAACCCUUGGUACCACGACUCAUUUCUUUGACACCUCAUCACUGCCUUUGUUAUAGACUGAACUGUAUGUACAAAAAUAUUCAGUGUUAAUGUUUUGUGUUUUGCAAUUUUUGUAAUACCUGAAAAUCUUGGUAAAGAAAAUGUAAAAGAAAAAAAAA